AUGAAUUCGGGCUUUGUUAUGGACGUUGUCGAGCUAGAGUCGUUCGUGAACAGCCCUCCUCGCGGAUUCACUGUCGAGAGUCGCGCGGGCUGCAGAGUCGUGAAGUGGGAUCAGGACAACUGCUGCGUGUUCAUCGAUGAAAUCAGGUCUGGCGAGGGAAACGUGAUUUUCUUCAUAGUUCGUACUUUGGGAGAGUACACAGAUUUGAGACGACAGCUAACCUCAAAAACAAUAUACAUCCUGGUGUCCGCUUGCAGCAAAACAAAGGUCGAAGAAAAGAGAAAAGGAGAUGUUACAGCUCUUGGAUAUUAUGUGGUGGCGAUCAACGGCAGUCAUCCAAUGAUCAGAUGGGAGAUGGAGAGAGGCUUAGAUAUGACUAUUUCAUCUGUUGCUGGAGAGAGUUAUACAGUUGAUGGAUGGGUCGGUGAGAGCUUUCAAAUCCCUGUUGAUGGAGAAAAGGUGAAACCCAUCUGGAAAGACACACAUUUCAUCAUCGAGUACUGUUCUGACGCCCUUUUUGACUUUCCCUACUGGUUCGGCUUCAGCAAACGACAGUUCAAGGUCUCUUACCAUGGAAGAGGAGAUCAACACACAAAAUGUUGUGUGCAACAGCAAAUAUCUACUGAAAACAGGCUUCAUUCUGUGGAAAUUGAAGCCCCAGAUGAGAAGACCAUUAAAACACCUUAAAGGACUGUUUUAUUUUAAAUAAAUCUUUAUUAUGUCAGCAGUAAUACAAAAAAAUCAUAAAGAAAUGGAGAUCUUAAUUAUAAUUCUGUUGAAGCAGAAAGAUUUACAUCCUCACAUUGUAAACUAACAAACUCAAGAUAGUUACAAUACUUUUUUAAAUGGGUCACUUUAAGCAAAAGUGCCCGAAUGUGUUCCAUCCAUUGCUUUAAACGGGUCAUAUCAUGAGGAAUCAAAUAUUCCUUUAUCUUUCCGGAUAACUGAAAUCAAGCCAAACAAAUAAAUAAUUUUGCAACUUUUGAUGUCACACAGAGUAAAACAUCACAUUAUACUCUAAUUUUACACAUGUAUUGUGCUGUGUAGCACCUACACUCUGCAUAUACUUCCAGAGAAUCAGUAGAAACAUGCAGAUAUACUAUACCUAAUAAUUUCAGCCUGACAUUUCAGCACUGAUUAGUUUGUAAUCCUGUCAUGUAAUGCAGACUUUGUAAAGAGGCUGAACUGUUUCACACAACAGAAAACCUGAAAUCAGGUGUGCAAGCAGAACUUGUCACUUUUAAAGGCACAGUAACAAAAAACUGACCAUUCAAAUCUAAAGUUCAGAAUUCAGAGAUGUGAAAUAGGUUACGAAAACUAAACUUUUUUUGGACAAAUCUUUACUAUUUGACCUCAAUGCAAAAAAAAUGAAAGCAUGAUGUGACCCCUUUAAAACAUUUCUUCAAAUACCUUAUACUGGGAUAUUAAUAGUCAAAACAACCUUUUUUAUUUCUUUUGUUGAUUUUUAAAGGUUUGUAAUAUGUACAUAUAAUUUUGCUGUUAAAUGUCGUUCUGACCAUUACUGUGAACGCUUCACUCACUUUUCUUGCCACAUCCUCUCACUAACUAACAAACCAUUAACCAAAAGAUUUUUUUUGGUUAAUGUUUGCACUACUGUUUCAGCUGCUGUUAAAUCUGUAUAGAACUGUUCAGGGCAAGAGCAGAAGGGUUGAUGCUGCUUUGGUGAUGAUCUGAAUGUACUCUUUGUAGUCACUGCCACCGAAGCUGAGCAUCAGGUGAUUUAUGAUUCCCACAGCACACAUGAGUGACAGGAAGAAAAGAAUGCGUUUCCCGAACAGGAAGCCGGGAGUGCUGUCAGGCAUACAAGCAGAAUAUCUGUUCACAAGUCUGGCGUGUUUAAAACACAGCUAGGUUACAACAUGUGGUUAAUGUGUCUGUUUAAAACUAAAUCCAGGGUUGAAACCUUUAGGUGAUGUAAUCGGUGAAUGCAACGGUUCAAUGAAUAAACCUUGUAUUGAGAUUAA
Messenger RNA from Cyprinus carpio (common carp), 1985 nucleotides. Its product is annotated as mesenteric estrogen-dependent adipogenesis protein-like. The coding region runs from base 1 to 687 and encodes 228 amino acids. NCBI's taxonomy places the organism in Eukaryota, Metazoa, Chordata, Actinopteri, Cypriniformes, Cyprinidae. The record is from RefSeq and is a predicted model, not a curated record. The transcript is spliced from 5 exons.